CAUGGCUUCAAUUGAAGAAGAAAUGAUACAUAGAAGGCUACUGGUUGAAGGUGAUACUGGAGGAGACGACAAAAGGAUGACACAGUUGCUAAGGUCAAUUCUUAAAUUGGGAGAUCUCUCAGGACCUACCGAUCAAGUCGACAACCCGACGGAAGCGGCCUUUAAAAUAAUCACGACACUGAAUCAGGCUGAAGCGGGAAUUCGGAGGUGUUCUUCGAUUUGUAAAAUGAAUGAAGAUGAAGUUGAAUUCUAUGAACGAGAACUGGAUCAAAUAGAGAGGGCAAUAGAUGAGUCCAAGGGAUCAGUGCAAACAUUCAAAACCUCCCUUGAAGACGCGAAAAAGGUUCGAAAACAUAAGCAAGCUUUCGACUCGUUGGCUCAAACUAUUUUAAAAGAGCCGAGUCGAGAAUUAAGUCACAAAAGACUUGAGGCGAUCAGCGCUGAGAUGGAGCAACUGAAGAAAACUGAAAGCUAUUUGCAGGAGGAACAGAGAGACGUUGAUAGACAUUUCAAGCUUUUCGCGUUUGCUUUAGCUCAACUCAAAUCGCAUCUAAAGGAUAAAGAAUCAAAAGAUAAUGAUUCAAAUCACUUGGAGUCCAAACAAGGCACAGAUGAUGACGAAAUAAUGGAAGUCACGCCUGUUAAAUAAAUAAAACUGUUACGUCUUUGUUAUAUUUGUUGUUUAUGUUAUUUAAACUUCGCGCAAUAAAUGUUUUAUCUCAAAA
Molecule: messenger RNA, 725 nt
Organism: Symsagittifera roscoffensis
Lineage: Eukaryota; Metazoa; Xenacoelomorpha; Acoela; Convolutidae
Product: THO complex subunit 7 homolog
Exons: 1
Coding region: 2-649 (215 amino acids)
Biological process (GO): mRNA processing
Cellular component (GO): THO complex part of transcription export complex
Source: RefSeq, a predicted model, not a curated record